Messenger RNA from Planococcus citri (citrus mealybug), 2540 nucleotides. RefSeq lists its product as uncharacterized. The transcript is spliced from 2 exons. Lineage: Eukaryota; Metazoa; Arthropoda; Insecta; Hemiptera; Pseudococcidae. The record is from RefSeq and is a predicted model, not a curated record. Bases 153 to 2147 code for a protein of 664 amino acids.
AAUCAAAAGAUAUUUUCUACCUAUGUAAUUAUGCGGUUGAAAAUUUGGUACGCUUAUUUCAUAUCGUGACUACUGUGACUCAUUCGAAAUGAUUCUUGAUAAAUAGAACCACAAUUGGACUAAAAACUCAAAAAGACAAUCCAUUUUUCUACAUGACGCCUGGCACACUUCAGAUCUACCUUUUCAUAAUUUCUAUCACACACUACAUCGCAUACAGCUCAACUUAUUCCACAAACUUGACAUCUAUCGCAAUAAAAUCUUCGUUUAAGCUACGACCACCCAUAGCACACACUUCAGACUACUUGAUCUUGGUUCAAAAUAGCAAUAUUUUCGUUGAUAAGAGUUUACUCCUCGAGGCAGUACUAGCAGACCCCGAAGAAAAAGUACUGGCAUUGUUGGGCCCUGAAAAAUGGGGCAAAACGGUGAAUCUCCGAAUGAUCGAACACUUCACUCGAAUUCCAACUGACUCUCGAGGUAAUCCAACUCCUCCGCGAAAUACUCCCAUUUACAGAUUGUUCAAUCACAAUGAGGUGCUUUUGCUAGAUGGACAAAGAGAAACACUACGUAAGCCAUUACUUUUAACAGAAAAGGCUCCCGGUACAAUACAAAUGCACAUGGGAAAAUAUCCAACCAUCUACUUAAAUUUAUCUCCUUUGCUAAAUGGAACCGAUUAUCACAGCGUGAUGACCCAUUUAUCCGUUAUACUGGGGCAAGUUUUCAAGCAACAUUCUUACAUGAAGGAAGUAAUAAAAAACUGGUACAAGAACGAAUCGAUUUCGUGUACGGAGAAGGCCGAGCUUAACUCAACUUUGGAGGAAUUUACCAACGUGGAACAGUUGAAAACAGAAACAUCAGAUUUGAUCAGAGCGAUUGGAUUCCUUAGCAAGCUUCUCUAUACUCAUUUCAAAUCCAGAGCUGUCGUACUUUUUGAUGACUAUGACGUGUUAGUGGACAUUUCACUCAACGAAAACAUAACCCAGAUUGAUAAACAAGCCAUACAUAACGUAUUAUCUUUAUUAUUCCUGCACUCUCUUAAAAUAAAUACCUUCCUGCAGAAAGGAAUCUUGACCGGAAGACACGGAAUCUCCAAACAGAUCAAACAAGACGAUAUCGUCAACGAAUAUAAAUCGAUAUUGGAUCAAACAUUCGAAUUUUAUGGAUUUCUUCAACGAGACGUUGACGCCAUAUUUGAAAUUCUGCAAAUACCAAAGACUGAACGGGACAAAGUUCUUAAUUGGCACGAAGGGUACAGAAUAUGCAAGGAUGAGACCGCAUUACGAUUCAGCCCUUACUCUAUCGCCAAUUUCAUCAGUCAUCGUAGCUUGAAUCAUGUUCCAUUCAAGAGCGAUAAAUUGAUCGAAAUCUUAGUUCAAAACAAAGAGUUCAGAAAAGCACUGAUGCAAUUAUUACUCAAAAAUUACGAUUCACUUCAGUCGAGUCAUUUGGAUUUUAAUAAGGAUCAGAUUGACUACUUGAACCAAGCUGCUCAAAAUAAAACUGUAGAAUUUGAUAAAGCUUUACCAAUUCUUUACGCCUAUUUAUAUUCUUCAGGGUACCUGACCAGAGUAAAUGAAGACAUCGAAAAAGUCACCCUUAGGUUAACUAACAAUGAAGCUAGGUUCAAGAUGGCAAAUUCCAUAGUAUCUUUUUACACCAAAUGUUACAACAUUUCAGCACCUACGUUAUCUCAGUUAACCUCACAACUUCACGAGUUUAUUGAAAUGAGCACUGUUUAUUAUCCAGAUGUGGAAACAUCAUUGCAAAACUUUGUGAACAGUUUGCCCAUAUUUGACGAUCGAUACAAGCAUCAGAAAGACCCGCAAGCACCAAGUGAUAUCUUAGAAGUAGAUCAUCUCGUAAGAGUAAUAUUACACACGUUAGCUUUAAACGUAUCUUAUCACUACAAUUAUCAAACAUUGACUCCAAGUGAAGGUAUGAAGUCGUACGUAACGCUUUACAAAGACAAACGAGCAAUUAUGAUCGAUUUCAUGAUCGAUACAUCUGUUCAAGAAAUAAUUUCCAUAAUAUCGAAGAGGGUGGAUGCGAUGAAUUCCCAUACACAAAACGAUAUCUUCAGAUGGAUAGGUAUCAGCUUGGGAACUGAUAGGAAAAUAAACAUAUUGGCCAAGACAGAUCAAAGAAAAUGAUAACGAUAAUUUUCCAUCGAAGGGUUGAAAUUUGAGAAUAAUCUAUUGACACCAGAAGACUGAAAAGGUGACAGGUUAACUGAGUAGGUACGAGUAUCUGUGUGAAGGAGUCUAACGAAGAGAUAGGGAAGUUCCUGCUUUUUAUUUGGUGAAUUGUCUAUUAUCGUUAUUAAUACCUGCUAUACCUUCGUUGUGAACGGAUUAGAUGAUAUCUCCGUUUACUUCCAUGAGAUAAUUUUCUCUCCAAAAUUCUCGUUAAAAAUUAAAGUUCAAUUAUUCCUUCGGCGAAGAACUUCGUUAAAUAUUUAUUUCAAUUAAGAUUAUGUACCUAUCGUACGUUGUCGUUGUAUGUUCGUAUUUUCCAAAACAAUAGAAUUUGUUUUCUUUCAUUCA